AUGUCUCUCCCGCCGGAUCUAAAGGUCCUUUGCCGUCGGUUGACUUCUACACCACCGGCUCAGCUCCCUCACUCAAUCCCGGCCUUCAUCAACCAUGUCCUCCGCUGCAAAGAUGUCCUGUCUGCGCCGCAGGACCCCAAAUCAACAUACAGCUCAUCUGAAGCCUCAACUCUGGUUCAUAAGCUGAGAACCAUCAUCACGACCCUGUUGAACGGCAAGAGUGCCAUGGGGCGCUUCACUGGCGCAACCCUCGUCAAGGCCGUCAUCGAUGUGGGCGGCUGGGAGUGCCUCAAGGAGUCAGGCAACUGGGUUCGCGGGCUUUUGGCUAUGCUCCAGAAAAACGACCCCUUCCCGGUCAAGGAGAUUGCCAUUGUCACCCUCGUCCGGAUUUACACUCUCAUCCAUGGUUACCAAACUCUCACCAGAGAGAUCGCGACGCCCACCAUUCCGGCCUUCUUCAAUGCGUGUCUGCAGCUGAUCAAGCUCCCAGCAGCGGGUCAACACCUCAAGACGCCACUGGCCGUCGUCGAGACUGUCCUCGACGCAUUCUCCGCCCUGAUCCCCGCCUACCCGACGACCUGCCGCCCUUUCAACGGUCAGAUCAGGACGGCCAUCCGUCCCUACUUGGCACCUACCUCGUCUGAUGGCAUAGCGGUGCCCCAGUCGCUUCGUCGGGCUAGCAGACACCUAGCCAUCUCGCUCCCUCUUACCACGGCAGGCAAGACGGGUCCGAGUGAUGACUGGGCUAAGCUGGUUGGCGAGCUGAGGGAAGAGUUUCACCUGAAUGCUGACCAGGUCUUCCGCGCCGUCCAGGAGUCCUGGGAGGCCUCGGCACCCUACGCCCGUUCCAAGGUAGACUUUGACGCGCAACCGCAGGGUCUCGAGGUGCCCGGCCGGCUGCCCCAAUGGACCGGAAUAUCCGCCGGCCGUGACAGACUCGUCGGCCUGCUCCAUUACCUGGCCGACGCGCUCCGUUAUUCGACGAAGACGCCUGUCACAAUCCCCGUCGCUGCCAUCAUGGAUGUCGUCUCUCGCGUCUCGCUCAUCAGCCGCAACUCCAAGUCCCAGUCUUGGGACCAGGCGCUCGAGACCCAAGCCGCCGUGGGCAGGGAGGAAAAGGAGGAGCUCUGGGCCGCGAUGCCCGACAUCCAUGUCGCCGCCCUGGAUCUCCUCCUGAUCCUAGUGCAGAGGCUAGAGCGCAACGCGCUGUCGACCGUUCCUGAGAUCUACGAUAAUAUGAUGCUCAUCUUCCGCUCCGGCAUCAGCAUCCCUGCCGUUCGCGCCGCCACCUAUAGGCUCCUCGACGAGACCCUCCCCAUUGCCGGCCCCGGCCUGCAGAAGCUCACUGUCGAGGCCCUCGGCAUUGUCUCGUUGGCUUGCUGCCGCGACAUCCAGCAAGAAUCAGGCUACGUCAAGGAAGCGAAAACCGUCACCAAGACUGCCGCCGAGACCAAGAAGAACAAUAUCGCCGCCAACGCUGAUCUCUUUCUCCCCUCGCAGACUUCUGCGGAAUCCGCGCCCACGUCCAGACCUACCCUCGACCCCUCGCACCUAGCCGCUGCCGAGUCCCUCCUCGCCGGCCUUCUCACUCACCUGCCCCAGCAGCAUCUCAAGCCGGGUCUGCGCGGCCUCCUGGACCAGACGGCCAUCCUGUCGCACAACCGCGACGCCAUGAUCGCCAGCGUGCUGAACCCCUACGUCAACCAGGGCGGCGCCAUGUUCCCAAGCAUCCUGCCGUACCUCGCGCAGCAGUUCCCGCACGACCGCGGCGUCGAGAUCCUGCGCUCCAACAUUCGCACCUCGACGCAGGGGUCUUCCGACGUCCUCGAGGGCGUCAACGCCACUCUCGAGGAGCUCGAGGCCGAGGAGGCCGCCGAGGACGGCGACGAGGACAUCGCUUCGGAGAUCGAGGUCAAGGGGGACGCCGAGGACCAGGAGAUGAAGGAGGCCGAGGCCGCGGCUCAGGCGUCGGCUGGAGAGACGAUCGUCGUGGCCAACGACAUCGAAGACAAGAGCAACCCGUUCCGCCCGUCCAAGGAGGCGGAGGGGGGCUCGAUCCAGGUCGCGAACCCCUUCGCCGUGACGUCCACGCAGAAGCGCAAGCUCGACGACGAGGGCGCGAGCCCGCCCAAGAGGCAGAGCGUAGAGGGGAAAAGUGAACGGGUAGUGGCAGCAGCCCCGGCGCCAGCUGCCGAACCGGUCAGAGACGGGGACGGGGACGACAGCGAUGAUGAGAGCGUUCAUCUGAAUAUGGACCUAGACGAUGACGAGGACGAUGAUGAAGAUGAAGAGUAG
Molecule: messenger RNA, 2295 nt
Organism: Colletotrichum graminicola M1.001
Lineage: Eukaryota; Fungi; Ascomycota; Sordariomycetes; Glomerellales; Glomerellaceae
Exons: 2
Coding region: 1-2295 (764 amino acids)
Biological process (GO): rRNA processing
Cellular component (GO): nucleus
Source: RefSeq, a predicted model, not a curated record